AGCCAAUUCAAUCAAUCAACCCCCUAAUCUUUUUUUCUCUCUCUAAAAUACAAAUCAAAAAAUUUAACCAAGAGAGAGAAAAAAAAAGCAUAUCAGUAUGGCAGAAGCUUUAAGAAAUAACUGGCUUUGUUGUGUCUUAUCCACACCAUCAACAUCCUCUGGCCCACCCCUAGACAGAGCUGAAUUCUUGAGUUUUCCUAAUGAUUCGUUUAGAGUUCAUCGUAGAUUUCAGAGAAAUUCCCCUUCUUUAACAAUGGCUAUGGAUUCUAGGUUUUUUAAAACAAGAAAUAAAGAAGAAUUGUCUGUGAAUCUUCCAGCAAUAUCUUAUCCUCAAUUGGAGAAUUCAGGGUUACCUGAUCUGAGAUUUGAUCGGCUUCAAGUACCUGAAAGGGAAUUGAUUCAUGAAGACAAGGUUGAAUUUGGGCAAUUUGUAGCAAGAGAUGCUAUAAUUGAUGAAGAAUUUUGGACUGCUGCUUGGCUUCGAGCCGAAACUCACUGGGAAGAUCAAGCUCAUGACAGAUUGGUUGAUAACCACAAAAGGAAAUUCGCGGAGCAGGAGUUUCAUGCCUUAAAAAGGCGACAGACAGGUCAACAUGGAUCAAAAUGUAGAUGCAUCGUCACGAUUAAAAGGGACGGAAAAAAUGUUAAGCGCACUGUACUGAAGAGUGUCGUUGGAACUCUUGAUUUGAGCAUCCGGUGCUUGUUACAAGGAGAAACAUUUCCGGGGGAGCGUGUGAAGGCUCCCGUCUUCCGCAGCUUCCACAAGAGGGGACCACAUGCAUAUGGUUAUGUUGCAAACUUGUGUGUUGCAAAAUCAGCACGUCGCCAAGGGAUAGCAAGAAACAUGUUGCAUUUUGCUGUUCAGUCAGCCAAAUCUGAUGGUGUAGAACACGUGUAUGUGCAUGUACAUAGACACAAUAUACCUGCACAGGAGCUUUACCAUAAAAUCGGGUUCGAGAUUGUUGAAGCAGCAAACUGUCAACUAAUAGAAGAUAAGACUUACUUACUCUGUUGCAGGGUAUGAAGAUUUUUUAAAAGCAUCUUAUAUAUAUAUUAAUAUACGCGCGAUAGUGGGGUAAUGAUUAGCUCAAUCAUUAAGCACACCGAUAAUUGUAUAACUCGCUGUCGUGUUACUAUUGUCUCAAUUGUUAAUAUGUGUAUAUGGCUUAAUUUUUUACGACGAGAUUUGUUUACAUUGCAUAGUAACGGUGACGAAAGUGCUAGCCGCUAGUUUCAUCACUAACCAUGUAUAAAUGUCGUAAACAGAGUGAGUGAGAACAUUGCAGACAGUUUUACUAUUGUUUUAAGAGAAUAUGCAAGAUUUUUUGUUUA
Mercurialis annua (annual mercury) is the source of this 1332-nucleotide messenger RNA. RefSeq lists its product as uncharacterized. NCBI's taxonomy places the organism in Eukaryota, Viridiplantae, Streptophyta, Magnoliopsida, Malpighiales, Euphorbiaceae. Gene Ontology annotation, molecular function: acyltransferase activity, transferring groups other than amino-acyl groups. The coding region runs from base 98 to 1024 and encodes 308 amino acids. The transcript is spliced from 10 exons. The record is from RefSeq and is a predicted model, not a curated record.